GAGUGUAUGACACAGUGUGGUGAAACCUCUCUCACAGAGCUCCCAUUAUAGUGCACUGUGAGAAUCUACAAGUUUGAACCUCUCCUCCAAAACAAAAAGGACACUCAAACUAUCAGAAUGCGUGAGUGCAUCUCCAUUCAUGUGGGCCAGGCCGGUGUCCAGAUGGGCAACACUUGCUGGGAGCUGUACUGCUUGGAGCACGGCAUUCAGCCUGACGGCCACAUGCAAAAAGACAAGCCCUCCGGAGGCUACGAUGACUCCUUCACCACCUUCUUCAGCGAGACUGGCAACGGGAAGUACGUGCCCAGGGCCAUCUUUGUUGACCUGGAGCCCACUGUGAUUGAUGAAGUUCGCUCAGGCACGUACCGACAGCUCUUUCACCCUGAGCAGCUGAUCUCAGGCAAAGAGGACGCCGCCAACAACUAUGCACGUGGUCACUACACUGUAGGAAAAGAGCACAUCGACAAUGUUCUGCACAGGAUCCGCAAACUGGCUGACCAGUGCACAGGUCUCCAAGGUUUCCUAGUCUUUCACUCCUUUGGGGGAGGAACUGGCUCUGGCUUCACCUCUCUGUUGAUGGAGCGCCUCUCAGUGGAUUUUGGCAAGAAGUCCAAGCUGGAGUUUGCCAUCUACCCAGCUCCUCAGGUGUCCACUGCCGUGGUGGAGCCCUACAACUCCAUCCUGACCACCCACACCACGCUGGAGCACUCUGACUGCGCCUUCAUGGUGGACAAUGAGGCCAUCUACGACAUCUGCCGCAGGAACCUGGACAUCGAGCGUCCCACCUACACCAAUCUAAAUCGCCUCAUCAGCCAGAUUGUGUCCUCCAUCACCGCCUCCCUGCGCUUUGACGGCGCCCUGAACGUGGACCUGACCGAGUUCCAGACCAACCUGGUGCCUUACCCUCGAAUUCACUUCCCUCUGGCCACCUAUGCUCCAGUUAUCUCAGCAGAAAAGGCCUAUCAUGAGCAGCUCACCGUGUCUGAGAUCACCAACGCCUGCUUUGAGCCAGCCAAUCAGAUGGUGAAAUGCGACCCCCGUCACGGAAAGUACAUGGCCUGUUGCCUUUUAUAUCGUGGAGACGUGGUGCCCAAAGACGUCAAUGAUGCCAUCGCCACCAUCAAGACCAAGCGCAGCAUCCAGUUUGUGGACUGGUGUCCCACUGGCUUCAAGGUGGGCAUCAACUACCAGCCACCCACCGUGGUUCCUGGAGGUGACCUGGCCAAAGUGCAGAGGGCCGUGUGCAUGCUGAGCAACACCACUGCCAUCGCCGAGGCCUGGGCUCGACUCGACCAUAAGUUUGACCUGAUGUACGCCAAGAGAGCCUUCGUCCACUGGUACGUCGGAGAGGGAAUGGAGGAGGGAGAGUUCUCAGAGGCCAGAGAAGACAUGGCUGCCCUGGAGAAGGAUUACGAAGAGGUCGGCAUCGACUCAUGUGAGGACGAUGAAGAGGGCGAGGAGUAUUAAACCAGAGGCAGAGAUGGGUUUAAGAAAUUCACCCAGAUUAUAAUGUCCAGAAUCUAUUUUAAUUUCCAAGAGUUGUCUAAGAAUUUCAUAGUGUUUGGUCAUUUUGAAAUUGUUUUGCAGUAAAAGAGAAUGUAUGUUUACCUUCUUUUUUUUUUUUAAAUAAAGCUACUUCUGUUAUUCAUCA
Messenger RNA from Solea senegalensis (Senegalese sole), 1651 nucleotides. RefSeq names its product tubulin alpha chain-like. The record is from RefSeq and is a predicted model, not a curated record. NCBI's taxonomy places the organism in Eukaryota, Metazoa, Chordata, Actinopteri, Pleuronectiformes, Soleidae. Gene Ontology annotation, biological process: microtubule cytoskeleton organization; mitotic cell cycle. Gene Ontology annotation, cellular component: microtubule; cytoplasm. Gene Ontology annotation, molecular function: GTP binding; structural constituent of cytoskeleton. The coding region runs from base 118 to 1467 and encodes 449 amino acids. The transcript is spliced from 4 exons.